AACAAAUCCUUUAAACUGCUAGAACUCAAUUGGAGCAAUCAUGCUCAGAAUUGUGGUUGUGGUACUGUUGGUGGUUUCUGCUGUUACCGGAAGUCCUAAAAAGGGUUUUGGAUUGUGUGGAGCUAGAUAUAAAUGUGGUGAUACUCAUGCUUUGUCUUCUUCCACAUGGUGGUACAACUGGCAUGAUAAUUUUAACAAAGACACCAUGUAUCAUUGUGCUAAACGAGUGAGAGGGGAAUAUGUACCAAUGUGUACCCACGAAUCUGACGUACAUUCUUUCAACCCACCAUCCAAUGCUAAACAUAUCCUGGGCUUCAACGAACCAAACGUAUACACCAACGGUCAUUUCAAGUUAUCCCCGGAACGAGCUGCUGAGCUCUGGCCACAGAUCGAACAGAAGGCACAUGGAAAGAUUCUAGUAUCACCAGCUCCAACAAGUUGCGAUAAUUUCCCCAAUUCCUGCUAUCAUUGGUUUGAUCGAUUCUUCAAAGCCUGUCAUAACUGUCGAGUGGACAGAUUAGCCUUACAUUCGUACAAUUGUCAACCAAACCAAAUCAUGGACAUGAUAAAUAAAUUUUACCAUAAAUACAACAAAAAGAUCUGGUUAACAGAAUUCGCCUGUAUUCAUGCUUCUAACGCUGACCAAGAUCUCAACUUUAUGAAGCAAAUCAUACCCAGACUAGAGAGCUCACCGUAUGUUGAAAGAUAUGCCUGGUUUUGUACCAGAGAGAGGGCUAAUAAAUAUUCCCACUGGGAUUUAUUAAAUGGAGAAUCUGCCUCUUUAAAUAAAUUAGGACAAUAUUACAACAAUCACUAAAUAAAAAAUAAAUUAUUC
Lottia gigantea (owl limpet) is the source of this 835-nucleotide messenger RNA. RefSeq lists its product as hypothetical. The transcript is spliced from 2 exons. Lineage: Eukaryota; Metazoa; Mollusca; Gastropoda; Lottiidae. Gene Ontology annotation, cellular component: fungal-type cell wall. Gene Ontology annotation, biological process: fungal-type cell wall polysaccharide metabolic process. The record is from RefSeq and is a predicted model, not a curated record. Bases 41 to 817 code for a protein of 258 amino acids.